Molecule: messenger RNA, 2063 nt
Organism: Orbicella faveolata
Lineage: Eukaryota; Metazoa; Cnidaria; Anthozoa; Scleractinia; Merulinidae
Product: matrilin-1-like
Source: RefSeq, a predicted model, not a curated record
CACAGCUCCUCAAAGAUUUCUCUUCAUGUAGAAAAACACCAGUGAGGUGAUAUUUAGUGGAACCUGUGAAUUGUUACCAGCGUGUGAAUACACCACACGUAAAACAACGCCUUUUGACCUAUAAUUAUUUAUCAGCUCACUGAUCAAGGUGUCUCAAGGAAAUAAUAUCGUGUGGCUAUAAGAAACUGUUCCUUGUUCUAUCCAUGAAACAGUAUACGUUCUAACAAUUGGUUAGCCACUUAAUUCCCUCAGUUUACCGCCCUAAUACAUUUUUCAAAAUGGCAACUUUCAUCUACGUUGGGAAUCUCAUCCUACAUAUUUUAACAAUCUUCCUGCAAGACGCCACCUCGAGCAACUGGAACAUAGCUGACUCGGGUACAGCAAGGAAGAGUGACGUGAUAAUGCACGGGAACGGGCAUCCAGUUCAAACAAAGCCUGGCUUACAAACUCUGGCUGUGCACCGGAGCGUGGACGCCUCAAAUGAAACUUGCCGGGAUAACAAAGCAUAUGAACCCUACUGCAAAUCGUACCGAACAAACGACUUUUGCAGCUUGUAUCCUUACGGAAUGAACAAGCACUGCUCCCUCACUUGUGGCUUUUGCAAAUGCAAGGCCAAGAUAGAUAUUGGAUUUUUGGUGGACAGUUCGGGUAGCAUCGAGAAAGCUGGUAAAGGAAACUACAAGAAGUGCCUGGAUUUCAUUAAAACUGCGGUGAAUGGUUCUGUUAUAUCCGAGAACUUCACACACGUUGGAUUGGUUUUGUUUUCUUCCAAGCGCCAAACAAUCUUUACAUUAACACAGUAUUAUGCUGCAGAGCCAAUGAUGACAGCAAUAGACAAAGCCCCCUACCUCAAGGGCGGAACCCUGACAGGAAAAGCGUUAAAUUUCGUCAAGGUAGAGCUAUUCGACAAAACAGGCCGUCCAGGCGUUCCCAAGGUUCUUAUUGUCAUGACAGAUGGAAAAUCAACUGACGACGUUAUAAAACCCGCCAAGAUGCUGAGUGAUGCAAACAUCACGGUGUUUGCUAUCGGAAUUGGAAGAAACUAUGACAUGCAGCAACUGCAGCAAAUCGCUUCUAAACCGGAAAUAAAGUACGCUCUCACGUCAGACUUCAAUAGACUCAAGGAUUUAUACACCAGUAUCAGGGAUGAUGCGUGCAGAGUGAAUUCAACCUUUUCUGAUCAAGGUGUGCUACUCAACACUCCAGUUCACACUCCAGUACACACUCCAGUGCACACUCCAGUGCACACUCCAGCGCAUGACAACGCAGCGUUUGCGCCACACGGCAGUCACACUAUGGUACCACAGAUAGCUGUCCUGAAGUCGAAGUCCCGAAUAGAAGAACACCCACAUAAACACACACGUGGCUGAUCAAGGUUUAUAAAUUACCAUGUUCUAUGACGAGAAUAAGUACUUCAGUUCUUAAUUUCCAGUUGAUGGUCAGUUCAGCAUUGAACUGCAAAGGUCAAGACCAAGGAAACGUUGCUUGGAUCUUCUAACAGUAAUAUUGUGAUCUGAUUUGUAAAUGUAAGGUAGUUGGGAUACGAAAAACAAAAGUAUUAAAUUGAUUCUCAUUUCAAGAGGAAGACACCCUAUUUUUUCCAAUCUUUUGAGUGGAUACUCGGUUCAUGUAUUCUCGUUUGUGCAAGCUAUAACAAAAAUUCCCCUUUCCUUUGUUUCAUGUCUCCCAUUUCCCAACCUCUAUCAAAUUGCGCUUUCAAUCACCUGCUCUGAUCGACCCCAGGAGCGGCUGCAUUUCGCAAUGGAAAACAAGGAUAACGUGCAGGGAUGAUGUAGUUCAGUCCUAAGAUCAAAAUUUUAAUUUCUGCAUACACAUUGGCGUGCUUUUCUUUUGAGAUACAAGUAUGUUUUGAGAACAUGCCAUUACAUCAAGAAAAUACCCCAACGCUAACUCUCUUUUUACAUGUCUGUCUGUCUGUCUGUCUGUCUGUCUGUCUUUGUCUGAUAGUAUAUUUUGAUGUCGUAACGGAAGGAUAUAACGUGCCUUCCUUUCGAGAGAGUAAGGUUGGCCCUUAAAUAAGAGUCAUAAACAUAACAGCGUUC